Molecule: messenger RNA, 5134 nt
Organism: Acipenser ruthenus (sterlet)
Lineage: Eukaryota; Metazoa; Chordata; Actinopteri; Acipenseriformes; Acipenseridae
Product: tripartite motif-containing protein 16-like
Exons: 6
Coding region: 508-2181 (557 amino acids)
Molecular function (GO): protein binding; zinc ion binding
Source: RefSeq, a predicted model, not a curated record
CAUCUCUCCCAAUACUUGUUGGAGAGGAGUGUAUAUUAAUGGUGUCACAGUUUCUAAUCAGUAACAAUAAUAACUGCUGUCCUCAAGCUCCACUCCUCCCUGCUCCAGAUGUCCCUCAGGCACUAAAUGGGUUAAUAAAAGAUUAUGUGUGGAACAGCUGUUCAUUCAUUCUCCCCCAUCCCAGUCGCACUGUUUUUGUUUAUCAGCCUGCUUUCAUUACUCUGGCCUCAGUCCAAAACCACACUCCAGGGUUCUUCACAUAACACACACACACCCACACACACAGUUAUUAAAACCCAUCCCUGUCUCUGACAUUCGAACUCUAGUCCCGUCCCCCACUAUCUCCUUUCUGGCCCUCUCACACUGUCUGAUCAGCCUGCUUCUCUAAACCUGCCCUCAGUCCCAAAUCCCGCCUCUUAGAGCUGUACACACCUCCAGGAAAUCAGAAGCACAGAGAAGUUCUGUUUGUUGUGAAAUCGUCAGUCUCUGUGUGUCACUGCAGCAAGAAUGGCUUCAAACUUGUGGUCAGAGGAGAAGUUUAGCUGUCCGGUGUGUCUGGAUCUACUGAAGGACCCAGUCACUAUUCCAUGUGGACACAGUUACUGUAUGGGAUGUAUUAAGAACUACUGGGAUCAGACUGAUCAGACAGGAGUAUACAGCUGCCCCCAGUGUAGAGAGACCUUUACCCCAAGGCCUGUUCUGCGAGGGAACACUAUGCUGGUUGAAGUUGUGGGAGGAUUUCAAAGGAAAAGGCUCUAUUCUCUUCCUGUUCAAAGUUAUGCUGGACUCGGAGAUGUGUCGUGUGAUGUCUGCACUGGGAGAAAGUUCAAAGCUGUAAACUCCUGUUUAACAUGCCUGGCCUCUUACUGCCAAACUCACGUCAAACCACAUCUUGAAGCUGCUGCAUUCCAGAGGCACAAACUGAUUGAAACAACUGAAAAUCUGGAGCAGAAGAUUUGUGCUGAACACCAGAAGGUUUUGGAGGUCUUCUGCAGAACUGAUCAGACAUGUAUUUGCUUGCUGUGUACACAAGAUGAACACAAGAACCAUGAUACAGUCUCAGCUAAGAAAGAAAGGACUGAGAGACAGGAGAAGCUGGGAGAGACACAGACACAACUAGAAAUGAGAAUCCAGGAGAGACAGAAAGAAUUGGAGGAGCUAAAACAGGCUGUGGAGUCACUGAAAAGAUCUUCACAGAGAGAAAUAAAGCAAAGUGAGAAGAUCUUUACUGAGCUGAUCCGAUCCAUUGAGAAGAUCCGCUCUGAGGUUACUGAGCUGAUUGGAGCUAAGAAGAAGGCUGCAGUGAACCAGGCUGAAGGACUCAUGAAGAAACUGCAGCAGGAGAUUGCUGAGCUAAGGAGGAGAAACGCUGAGUUCAAACAGCUUUCAGAUACAGAGGAUCACAUCCAUUUUCUGCAGAAUUUUGAGUCUCUCUGUGGCUCUCCUGAAACUGGAGACUUACCCAGCAUUACUGUCAAUCCAAACAUUUAUUUUGGGUUUGUUAGGGAAGCUGUGUCUCAACUUAAAGAGCAUAUUGAGGACUUUUGUAAGAAGAAAUUAAUCAAAAUAACCAAAACAGUGAAUGAAGUUACAGUUCACAGUCUGAAACCUCAAGUGCCAAGGCCCAGAGCUGAGUUUUUAAAAUGUUCCUGUCGGCUCACACUGUCCCCCAACACAGCGCAUAGAAUCCUCUGUCUGUCUGAGGGGAACAAAAAGGUGACAUGGAGGAUGGGAGAGGCCCAGCCAUAUCCUGAUCACCCAGAGAGAUUUGACUACCUGCCCCAAGUGCUUUGCAGAGAGGGUUUGUCUGGGACUCGCUGCUACUGGGAGAUUGAGUGGAGUGGGGGAGGGUCUUUUAUAGGAGUGACAUAUAAAGGACUCAGCAGAAAAGGGGGGGAUUGGUCCUGUAUCCUUGGACAUAAUGAGAAGUCCUGGAGUUUGUACUGCUCUGGUUCCAGUUACUCUGCCUGGCACAAUAACAAUAGAACUGCAAUAACUGCCCCCCACUCCCCCAGAAUAGGAGUGUAUCUGGACUUUAAUGCCGGUACUCUGUCAUUUUAUGGAGUCUCUAGUGACACAGUGACCCUCCUGCACAAAUUCAAAACCACAUUCACUGAGACCCUCUAUCCUGGGUUUUUUAUUUAUUUUGAUUCCAGUGUAACAAUCUGCCAGCUGGAGUAGCCUGUUCGGUGUUUGAAGAAACUUUAUGUCUUUCUUCUAUCAAGUUUUCUUUUUAAAAUAUUCAUUAUUUUUAUAUUUCUCUUUUUCUUUCUUUUCAUUAUUAUUUUUACUUCCUUUUUCUACCAAUCUUUCUUUCUCUUUAUUCUUUUCCUUUUCACUUUUUCUGUCUUUUCUGUACUAUUAAUGUGCUAUCUUAGUUUUACUUAGAUAUACUUUGAUAUAUAUUGCUUUAUGUGCAUGUCUCAGGAGAUGAAGGCCAGAUUGGAGUUUUACCUGAAAAAGGUGAACACUUGGCUUAAUAGGAACUGGCUGAAAUUAAAUCCUUUAAAAGACUGAGGUUUUGGUGGUGGGUUCGACUACUACUCUCAAGAAGCUUGGUAACAGUUUUAUCCCUCCAUACAUAAAUGGAACCAUACCAACUGUAGUAAAUAAAGCCAGAAAUUUGGGUUUUAUUAUAGAUAAUAAUCUUUCUUUUAUUCCCCAAAUUAAUAUGAUGAUGAGUUCUGCCACAUUUCUUUUACACAAUCUAAAAAUGAUUAAGCCAUUUUUGCCAGAAAUUACCUUUUGGACAGUAGUGCAAACACUUAUGGACCCCAAACUGUAUUAUUGUAAUUCUCAGGCCUUCCAGCUUGUCAGCUGAAUAGACUUCAGAGAAUAUAAAAUAUGGCAGCUCGCCUUGUAACUGUUGUGUUUCCAUAUUACUCCAGUUUUGAGAGAACUGCACUGGCUCCCUGUCCGAGAGAGAAUAGAUUUCAAAAUCCUUUGUAUGGUGUAUAAAGCCCUAAAUGAAAUAGGUCCUGACUAUCUUAAAGCUGUUCUUAAUGUCAGAAAUACUACAAGGCUGUUGCACUCAACCAGUUCUCUCCAUAUUUCACCUCCUAUAUUUUCUAUAAUUAAUUUUUAAUUAAUUUAAUUUUUCAGUUGCAAUUUUGAUUGAUUGUGUUCAAUUGUCACAGUAUCAAUAUUAUCUUGAACAAAAUUAAAGGGUUUAAAACAUUUUUAAAUUUCAAGCUUUAAAAAAGGGCUUUUUACACUACACCACCAAAACCUGGGUUGAGUGGACACGGGGUGGCCCUGGGGUGACUCCCCCCGGAGUUCAGCCCUGCAUGCAUUCACAUUUGCCGUGCUCUCCAAUUCUCGGGUUAAGAUUCGCCCUGGGGUUGAACAUGACCGUGUCACACUGCAUAUUUUCAACCCGUGUAAAAUACAGUGGCGGAAGUAAAUAUCCAACAUGGCUCCCAACAUGGCUUUCAUUUCUUUGUGUGCUUUAGUGCAUGCUUUUUUGAUUACUUUUUUAUAAUUUUUUUUUAGCAAUUUAACUUUCUCGAGGCACUGAGUCGCACUUUUGUCCUACCCAGUACUCUGCAUGGCAGCAGACAAUUGUGUGAACACUUUUAAGUUGUGUUUUGUUCCAUCCAGCUACUGCUGGAUAUUUUCAUUUGCCCAUAACAUGAGCAACUCCCGGACCUCAUUAUCGCUCCAUAAUGCCAUUUUUAUUUUUUAUUUACAAAUGCAUGCUGAUGCGUGAACCUUGCUCCUUGACGUUUGUUUUUUGGCUACAGUUAUGCGCAUUUUCAACCCGAGACUAGCGUAACCCUGUUGCAUUCACAUUUAAUUUUUCAACCCAAGGUGAGCGCUUCAUCCUGGGUUGAACAUUUUCAACCCUUGUUUCUGUCGGGGGUGAGUUCACUCCGUUUUGACAGUUUCGCCUCAGGUUGAAACUGGCAAUGUGAAAGCGCUUACUGUUUGAGCCGGGGUCAACUCGGGUCAAAAUGGCUAGUAUGAAAAGCCCUAAAGUAAGAAUAGCACCAGAAAUUUUGCUUAAAAGUUAGAUUCACCAUAAUAACGCAUUGAAAUUAAUACCCAUUGUAGAUAAAAGUGUGGUUUUCUUCACAAGUUCUAUCCCAGACUUGUUUUUAUUCAAUUUAAUAACAGUUAAUAAAUCAAUAUUUAUCAUUAAAAUAGAAAUGUUCACAUAUACAAUCAUAUUUCAUUAAUUAUACUUAAAAAUACUAUUGUAAAAUAUAAUUUACAAGUUUUUUCUACAAUUUACACACUGUAAUACCAAGUGUUUAAGAAUUAAACAAAUUAAACGCCUACAGGCAACAGAUAAUAAACGUGUCUUGAUGUUUAUUUUCUAAACACAAGUUCAACCUAGUGAUUAUAAUUUAAACACAACAAUGUGUUUAAAAGCUAAACACUUUGUUCAAAGAGAUGUUGAAAAACGAAACAUGAGCAUUAAAUAUAAACCCGUAUUAGUGUUUAAGAUAUAAACAAUUGUGACGUGCUUAACCAGUUGUGACAGAGACCGAAUGAUUUUUGGUGUUAGAUCUCCUUCCCGACCUGUGAGGGCGCUGAAUAAAGGGAACAGAGUGCCCUGGACUGGAUGGCCUGACAAUUCAUUCCCAGGGUUAGAUGCAAGUUGGCCAUCUAGAAAGGGGACUGAGCUACGGUACACUAAAUUAUUGACCCAGAAGGUUAACAGUGUGGCAUACGUGGAUUGGAGGAGUGGGUACGCUCGUUAACCAAGGGGUCAUGGGUGACGGUGUAUAAAGGGGACGUAGUGAGGUGAUCUGUUCCUUUGUUGAUGGUUGUGUUACAAAACCAGGAAAGACCUGUAUUGUAUUGUAUCGUGAGUGUUUUGCUUGUUUUGUCGUGUCUAACUGUUUGCUUGUUAUCAUUGUUAGACGGCUGACACGAUCCGGAUCUGUCGCUAGGGGCCAGCACAAAACCGGACAACACUGCACUGUGUAUCACGAUUAUUUGUAUUUGCACCACGAGCACUACAGCACUACAGCACUACAGCGUGUUUGUACAUUGUGUGUGUUUUAUAUCAUGUUAUUAAUUGCGGGACUGCAACCCUUUAUAACUACUGUGUAUUGCCAGAUCAUUAUUCUUUUCUGCCUGGUCAUCAGACCACCUGGAUUACAAAUUAAUAAACACAUCAUUUCAC